GCUCAUCCCGUGCUACACAAUACUAAAGGGGAUGGCAUUCCGCGGCUCCUUGCACGCGAGUAAGGAGUUGGUUCCCACGCGGGGCUGUAAGGUAUGUAAGCCCUACGCAACCGAGGUUGUCGUUGGGUCCUUGAAGCUACUAGGUAGCUUACAUACCUACAUAGUAUGUAUGUAUGAGGUUACCUGCCUACUUACCCAGGCAAAGUAAGGUAGUUAGGUGUACCUAAUCUAUUUACUUAUGUACGCACGGUGCGCGAGCCUCUUCCCUUGGGCGGUUCCCGUCUUGAUGAUAUGUAUGUCUGGGUGGGUGAUUAAGCAAGCGAGGCGAGGCAUGGCGAAGCGAAGAGCAAGCAGGCAAGCAAGCAACCUUAGCAAGCAGCGCAAAGGACGCAAGGGAGACACGGCAAGAUGCAGCCAGCCGAUGGCCCUGAAACAAAUUCAACCCAAACCUAGCAUGAGCCACUUACUGUACUAUGACAAGAAGCCACAUACAUAUAUACCUACACACACACACACACAUACAUGCGUUGGCCUUUUCCCGUUGCGUAAUAUGUCGUUCCGUCCACAAACCGAUGGCGGAUUCUUCACAUAUGAUGUUAUUCGCGACAUUUUACCCACGAGCUUACGACUUGGUGGCGCACAGGAGAAGCAGGGGAAAAGACGAGAAAGGAUUUGGUGGUCAGGGAUUUGGUUUACCGUCUUUCUUUCUUUCUACCUUCCUUCUUCCUUAUCGCAACCCGUCUUGAAAAAACGCUGCCGACGGGCCGAGAAUAGUUGAUAGAAGAAGAAGAAGAAGAGAAGGAGAAGAAGUGCCUGCAUACUAUAUUGGGCAUGUAGAUAAGAAUAAAGAUAACAAAUAGUUAGAGAAUAAGCAAAAGAGACCUGUCGUUUCAUUUAACUUUUUCUCGGCCUGAGCAACUCGACCCGAUCUCUCGAUUUCUCCAUGCAAUCUUGCAGGAAGGAGGCGUUUUCUUUCUUUCUUUCUUUCUUUUUUUUUCUUUUUCUUUUCUUCUUUUUC
Molecule: messenger RNA, 1018 nt
Organism: Hypoxylon fragiforme
Lineage: Eukaryota; Fungi; Ascomycota; Sordariomycetes; Xylariales; Hypoxylaceae
Exons: 1
Coding region: 239-778 (179 amino acids)
Source: RefSeq, a predicted model, not a curated record